This is a messenger RNA of Rangifer tarandus platyrhynchus (Svalbard reindeer), 294 nucleotides long. Lineage: Eukaryota; Metazoa; Chordata; Mammalia; Artiodactyla; Cervidae. The record is from the annotation of a GenBank genome assembly.
AUGGCGGUCCUUGGCCGCAGCGGUCAGGAUGUCACUGAGUAUGUCCUCCGAGUUCCCAAAAAUACCACCAAAAAAUUUAAUAUCAUGGCUUUCAGUGCUGCCGAUAAAGUCAACCUCGCUACUUGGAAUCUGGCCCAGCUGGAACGGGACCUGAGCAACAAGAAAAUUUACCAAGAGGAGGAGAUGCCCAAGUCGGGAGCUGGCAGGGGUUUCGGCUGCAAGCUCGGGGAAGAGGCACCAAGAAAGAAAUAUGGCAUCGUCCCCAAGGAAUCCCAGCUGGAGGACCAGCCCUAG